Messenger RNA from Eruca vesicaria subsp. sativa (arugula), 805 nucleotides. The record is from the annotation of a GenBank genome assembly. NCBI's taxonomy places the organism in Eukaryota, Viridiplantae, Streptophyta, Magnoliopsida, Brassicales, Brassicaceae.
UUAUAGUCCAGUCCCUUUAAGAGCGAUCGGAGAGCUCACCGGAGCCGUGUUGGCAAAAAAAUCAGUGGAUGAAACGAAGAAUACCAGUUUCCUGAAUGGCGACACCAUUUUUGGCUGGAGCUGCGAUAGCUGCGACUGCACUUGCUGGUAGAUACGGAAUCCAAGCAUGGCAAGCAUUCAAGGCAAGGCCACCUAGACCCAAAAUCAAGAAAUUCUAUGAAGGUGGUUUCCAGCCUACCAUGACCAGAAGGGAAGCUGCUCUCAUUCUUGGCAUCAGGGAGAGUGUUCCGGCGGAGAAAGUGAAGGAAGCACACAGGAAAGUGAUGGUUGCAAACCAUCCAGAUGCAGGUGGUAGCCAUUUCUUGGCCUCUAAGAUCAAUGAAGCUAAAGACGUCAUGCUCGGCAAAACCAAAGGCGGUGGAUCCCCCUUUUGAUAACACACAUUUCUUAAAAUCAAAUACACUACAUUGGAAUAAUCUCUUUGUCAUAGCGUUUCACUGUUGAAGUGGGAACUACAGUCUAUUAAGUGCUUUGCCGUCUCUUUGUAACACUAUAAAGACUCGAAUAUUUCUUCCGACUUGUCACAAAAAGAAACAGCAUAACAAAACGCUAAGCAGAAGGGCGUUGUUGUCUUUCCAGUAAAUAGGAACAAAAAGUCCACGUGUCAUGAGGCUCCACCGCCUUCUUACGUCAGCCUCUAUCCAUUCGUUCAACUCCUCGCUCCACAAAAUCAUUUUUUAAUCCUUUUCUGUAACUUAUUAGUAUUAUUUAUCUACAGUCUGUCAUGAGGAAAAAUCAUUUCAGC